AUUUUAAAAAAUUACAAUUCAAACACGACCUACCUUCUUUCCUCUGCAGUCUGCACAUCCAAAGAUAGGUUGAGGUGAGGUGAGAACUGUGCCAGCCAAAAAGAAAGCGAAUCCCAAACACCACAGCAUCAAAACCUACACCCUUUUUUGGUAGAAGAAAAAAAAAAUCAUUUUUGGGGUAGUUGAAUUGAAUCCCAUUAUUCAAUACUGGUACCAAGUUUCAAUCUUUCCUCACUUUUUAACCAAAACCCAUCUCUCAAAACCCUGAAAACUUUCCUCCCAGACACAGUAAAACCAUGAUUUGAUUCAUCAAGAAGCUACCCGGAAAUGGGGUUGCCCAUUAGACCCUUAUGCUUGUUCUCCCUUUCUCUGUCUUUUUUACCAUUUCUUCAGCUUAUCCCAUUAGCUAAAUCUGCAUCUGACUACACCAACUUGGUAUAUAAGGGCUGUGCUCAGCAGGCUUUAUCAGAUCCAACGGGGGUUUAUUCACAAGCUAUUUCGGCUCUUUUUGGAAGUCUUAUUGCACAAUCCUCAAAGAACAAGUUUUUCAAGGCUAACACUGGUAGUGGCCAAACCAACAUAAGUGGUCUUUUUCAAUGCAGGGGUGACCUUUCCAAUGUUGACUGUUAUAACUGUGUUAGCCAGCUCCCUAUCCUUAUAGACAAGCUCUGCGGUAAGCCUACUGCUGCAAGAAUUCAGCUUCAAGGAUGCUACAUGCUGUAUGAGGUUGCAGGGUUCCCUCAAGUCUCAGGAAUGGAAAUGUUGUUCAAAACUUGUAGUGGAAAAAAUAUUGGUGGAGCUGGUUUUGAGGAAAGAAGAGAUACCGCCUUGAGUUCGUUGGAAAAUGGGAUAGGAAGCGGAAAUGGUUUCUAUACCACUAGCUAUCAGUCUGUUUAUGUGUUGGGGCAGUGUGAGGGCGAUUUGAGCGCUUCUGAUUGCGGUCAGUGUGUGCAAACUGCUGUUCAAAGAGCUCAGUCUGAAUGUGGAAGCUCUAUUUCCGGCCAAAUCUAUCUUGACAAAUGCUUUGUUAGCUAUAGUUAUUAUCCCAAUGGGGCUCCUAAAAGAUCAUCAUCUUCUUCUUCAUUCUCAUCUCCUGAAACUGCUUCAACAGGGUCAGGGCAAAGUACAGGGAAGACAGUGGCUAUAAUAUUAGGAGGGGCAGCAGGAGUGGGGUUUCUGGUUAUUUGCCUGCUGUUUACUAAAAACUUAAUGAAGAAACAUGAUGAUUCUUGAAGGAGCCCUUGUUUUUGUAAACUAAAGUUUUUUGAGGUGAAUGGUUCCUCUGAGUUUGUUAUUUUUCUAGAGAUUGUGGAAGGGAGGAGAGGGGAAAGAAGUUAGUUGCGGGAAAACUUCUCACUGUUAGGCAGAAACAAAUUUUGGGGCAUGAAACUGAGGACGGGAUGCUUGCAUCUAAAAGGAGGAUGUAAGAUGUAUGCUUGUCGAGUCUGAAAAAGAUGAGGAAGAGUACUAAUGGAUCUUGGCCUUUUUCUCAUACUGCCAUGUGCAUAUUUUCUCUUUUCUUCCUUGUCUUGAAUAAUGCUCCUCCAUUUUCCUCGAAACUUUUUUGCUUUUUAUAAAGCUCCCUCCCUCUCUCUCUCUCUCUCUCUCUCUUUCUCCCCCUGUCUGUGUGUGUGUGGUGGUGUCUGGAAGUGUAACAUACUUAGGUUAUCAUUUAACACCUUGUCAAAGGGUGUUUGUUCAGUACUCCUAUGUAUAUAUGUCUGCUUCCUCAUUUGAUUCCGCUGAAAAAGGGAAAAGGAGGAAAAAAGGAAACAGGGUAGUUUAAGUAUUGCAAGUCAAAGAAAGAAAACUACAAUGAUGGAAUGUAUCCUCACAUUUUAAUCCUGUAUGAGCUGAGAUGGGAGUCUUCUAAAUGGUAAAGUGUUGUCUCUAGU
This is a messenger RNA of Coffea arabica (coffee), 1895 nucleotides long. RefSeq names its product plasmodesmata-located protein 2. Gene Ontology annotation, biological process: transport of virus in multicellular host; plasmodesmata-mediated intercellular transport. NCBI's taxonomy places the organism in Eukaryota, Viridiplantae, Streptophyta, Magnoliopsida, Gentianales, Rubiaceae. The record is from RefSeq and is a predicted model, not a curated record. Gene Ontology annotation, cellular component: plasmodesma.